This is a messenger RNA of Cajanus cajan (pigeon pea), 868 nucleotides long. The record is from RefSeq and is a predicted model, not a curated record. NCBI's taxonomy places the organism in Eukaryota, Viridiplantae, Streptophyta, Magnoliopsida, Fabales, Fabaceae.
AAUAAUAACUUCAUUAUUUAUUUUUCCAAGUCGCCUAGAUACUUGGUAUAGCUAGGUUCAAUGCAUCAUAGGAAGUAGUGGUUUCUUAAUUGUUCUGUUGUUUGUGAUAGCAUUAAUUAUCUUUGUAAUACUGUUAAACAUAAAUAAAUUCUUUCAACCGGGUGGAAUUAUCACUCAGUGCAUAUUCAGAAAAUAUUUGUUUCUUUCUUUAAACAGAGAGAAUAACUGCCUAUAGUUUUUUCACUUUCUUGUUCUUACUAAAUUUCCAUUUUCGCAUCAUUAAUGCUGUAUUAUUUUGGGACAAGAUUGAUAUCAUCUAUGAUAUAGUGAAUAUUUAGUGUUACUUAUGUAUUUUGGUGCCCUAUCACAUUAUUCCUUAUAAUUGGACAAUUUACUAUGAGUUUCUAGAUGUUUUUAGGUAUAUUAGUUAAAAGGUCCUUAUGCUGUUGCUUUAUAAUUUCUAUGAUUUCAGGAAGAUUUUUAUGCUGUUGUGGAUUGGGCAUACAAGAUUGAUCCUUUAUGUUGCAUAUCAAUGCAUGGAACUACAGAACGCUAUCUCUCUAGUCAAAAAGCUGAUGCAGCAGGAUUUGUACGCAUUCUGCUUGGUGACUUGGAGUCUCGCAUAUCUAUGUUGUUCAGUCGUUUUGUUGAUGAAGCAUGCCAUCAGAUUGAAAGACAUGAGCGCAAUGCUCGCCAAACGGGUGUCCUACCGUACAUUCCUAGAUUUGCAUCCCUUGCAACACGGAUGGAGCAGUAUAUAUCAGGACAGUCGAGGGAUUUGGUUGACCAAGCAUACACAAAAUUUGUAAGUGGUUCCUUUUCAGAUCUGUCUUGUUUUGUGAUGUCUUCCAACCAGGGACGGAACUAG